AAGUUCUCUUUGUGUGUUAGCCACCCUCCAAUUCACAAAUUUGCUUUGAUCUGUAGAAGUUGUGUUUGUUGGAAUCUGGUUUCUUUUUCACAUUGUAUGCGUUAAGGGUUUCUCUUACUGUGUAACUCAAAGGCAUAUUAUGGUGGUGCUUUGAUGACACACCCAUUUAUGGAAGAAACAUCACAAUUGGGUCUCUGCAACUGCCCUUUUUCUGUCUUUAGGAAGCUAUUUGAGUAUUGAAUUUGAAGCUCUAACAACUCUCUCUUUAGCUUUUAAAAGAGGUUUUGUGGGUACCAAGGAUUCAGUCUUAUAAUUGCUUCAACCCCCAUAUUAGCUUCAUAUCUAAGAAAUCCAACCAUGCCUUGAGUAUUAUUUUUGUUUCUUGAAGAAACAAAACUGAAUCCACUUCUUUGUUUUGGGUGUUAAACUGGUGCCAUUGUAUUCUUCUCUAUCUUCUUUAUGCUCUGAAAGGUUCACUUUUCUUCUUUAAUGGGCUUUAUUCUUUAUAUUAAAUCAAUCACUCUUGUGUUGUCUUAAAUUGAUCUUAGGUUAGGUCUUCAGAAAGUGGGAGUUCACUAGCUGGAGGUGUUAUAGAUGUAGAUUAGGUAAUAUGCCUUGGCACAUUGGAUUCCACCUUGCCUAAGGAAGUGCUGCAACUGAUAAUUUCUUUUACUUUAAGCUCCUCUUGGCUCUAUAAAGCUGCCAAAGUUUCUUGUUCCUUGUUGAGUCCCGCAAGAAAUUCUUUACCAGGCUCUAUUGGUCUGUGGGGUUCCAUUUUCUAAGGUGGAAAAUGGAUACUGAUGGUAGUGGUGAUUCUGGUUUUGAACAUAAAGAUGGGAGCCUUCUGGAUUGCCCAUCGUUGGGGAUUUUCACAUCUCUGUCAUCUUUAAAUGGAGUAACUUCAAUCUUCACUGGUGAUUACGACCCACCUGUUCCACUAGCACACAAUGCAGACAUUAUAGGUCUUCCUCCCUUGAAAACUCACGAUCAGAUUGAUGAUUUAUAUGCUGGUAAUGCACUAGAAAAUCAAGGAAUGAGUAGCACUAUCCACCUCACUCAGUAUUCCUCAGAUCCCAGAUUUGUUGAGCUAGUGCCUAACUUUCCCCACUUUAGCACUGCGGGCUUCUCAGAGAUGGUUACUCCCCGUUGCCUGCCUAAGUGCCACAACAUUGGUUGUCCUCCCGAUCAUCCUCUAGAGAAGAAUGGCACCAGAAAAACUUCAAAUUUACAAAACAAAACUAAUAAUUGUGCCCAGAUGGAGGGGUGCCAGAUAGCAGAUGAUGGAACCAUGGAACUGUCACCUAUUGAAAAGAAAAGGAAAAGAUUGGCCGAUGAUCGGUCUCAAUUUGCGCAUUUAAAGAAUAUGGAAGCAGCACAACCGAAGGAUGAAUGCCUAGGAAGGCAAGAUGAGAGGAAACAGAAAGCUGAACAAAAAAUAGUUGCAAAUAAUUGUGGUAAACUUAUAGGUGAAGAAGUUAAAAUGAGUUCCCAGACAGGGGAAGCUCCAAAAGAAGAUUACAUUCAUGUGAGAGCAAAGCGUGGCCAGGCGACCAAUAGUCAUAGCCUUGCAGAAAGAGUGAGAAGAGAAAGGAUUAGCGAGAGGAUGAAAUUUCUUCAAGAUCUUGUUCCGGGAUGCAAUAAGAUUACUGGAAAAGCGGUAAUGCUUGAUGAGAUUAUCAACUAUGUGCAAUCACUGCAACGACAGGUUGAGUUUUUGUCUAUGAAACUUGCUACUGUCUACCCUGAAAUGAAUGUUCAGAUAGAAAGGAUUCUAUCAAGUGAUAUUCAUCAUUCAAAAGGUGGGACUGCCCCUAUUCUAGGGUUUGGUCCUGGAAUGAACUCUGCUUAUCCAAUCCCACAAGUAACUUUGCAAGCAAUCUCACCAGCCAUUGAGAGCUCAACCCUUCAAUCGUCUCCCAUGUCUCCAAUGCCAAAUGUAUGGGAUAAUGAGCUCCAAGGUAUUAAACAGAUGGGCUUUACUUCAACUGCAGACCUAGAGAAUUUGGAAACAAGUGGUUGCACGAAAGUACAGCUAUAGAUUUCCUGAUGCCCUAGGGCUUAGCCCUUCUAACAAAGGAAGUUCUCUAUGAUCCUUCAGUUAUCAAUAGCUAAGAUUGAACUUCCUAACCAAAAAAAAAAUUAUGUAUAUCAAUGAUUUUAAGAAAAUAGAAAGAUUGAAGGAUAAUGGCACUACAUAAUUGUAUAGGUAUGUAGCUCCUAACCCUAGUUCUUCGGAUUUUAGCAGAAGAAGGUGACUUGUAGAAUGCAGAUAUGUAAAGUCAAAGCAUGCUAGCAUGGUGAGACCUGAUUUGAAAGAAUGAUUGUUUCCAUGAAGAUUUUUAUCCUAUGAGGUUUCUUUUGAAGCUUGAGAGAAGUCUAGAAAUGGUCGGGAUGAUAGAUGGUUUGAAUUUCAUUCUUCAUCUGUACUAUCAAUCUACCAUUCGCAAUUUCACUGCUUUUGGGUGUGGGUUGAUGAAUCUGACAAGGGAAGGUUUUGGUUAUAUUUGUUAUAUAUAUAUAUAUAAAUACACAUGAUUCAUGAUGAUUGAAUGAAAAUUUAGAUUCAAGGAAAAGUUUCUCAUGGCCUUGUUCAUUAAA
Vitis vinifera (wine grape) is the source of this 2598-nucleotide messenger RNA. RefSeq names its product transcription factor bHLH74. The record is from RefSeq and is a predicted model, not a curated record. The coding region runs from base 791 to 2038 and encodes 415 amino acids. Gene Ontology annotation, molecular function: DNA-binding transcription factor activity; protein dimerization activity. Gene Ontology annotation, biological process: regulation of DNA-templated transcription. Lineage: Eukaryota; Viridiplantae; Streptophyta; Magnoliopsida; Vitales; Vitaceae. Gene Ontology annotation, cellular component: nucleus. The transcript has 9 exons.